AUGAUGGUUCGCUUGCAAUUAAAACGAAGAUUAAAAUAUAAAGCAAUAUGGGAAGAACAAUUAAUAAAUCCACAUGUAAAAGAUGCGUUAUUAAUUUUAAAACAGUUGCAUCCUGGAUAUAAUAAUAUACAGAUUAAUGAAAUUGAUGAAAGUUAUCUUACUUCUGAUAAAGAUAACAAUGUUGAAAAUAAUACUAAUUCACUGAUUGAAACAAUGAGUGUUGAUACAUUUGAAAAAGAAAAUUCAAUUGAAGAAAUAGCAAUAUCUAAUGAAAAUCAUUUAAAAUCAUUAGCAUUAGGUGAUAUUGGUAAUAAUAAUAGUGACGAAGAAAUUGCUUGGUCAAGUGCCCGUACUAGAAUUGGAAGAUGGAACCCAAAUACCUCAAUCUUUUGCGAUUGCGCGCUAUGUAGCACAUGA
Molecule: messenger RNA, 417 nt
Organism: Rotaria socialis
Lineage: Eukaryota; Metazoa; Rotifera; Eurotatoria; Philodinida; Philodinidae
Source: the annotation of a GenBank genome assembly